Lucilia sericata (common green bottle fly) is the source of this 1768-nucleotide messenger RNA. It is a transcript of the gene Rcd5, whose product is annotated as microspherule protein 1. NCBI's taxonomy places the organism in Eukaryota, Metazoa, Arthropoda, Insecta, Diptera, Calliphoridae. Gene Ontology annotation, molecular function: G-quadruplex RNA binding; protein binding. The record is from RefSeq and is a predicted model, not a curated record. The transcript has 4 exons. Gene Ontology annotation, biological process: positive regulation of transcription by RNA polymerase II. Gene Ontology annotation, cellular component: NSL complex; Ino80 complex; MLL1 complex. Bases 108 to 1679 code for a protein of 523 amino acids.
CUGUACUUUAAUAAUUUUUCUGAUUGUUUUGUUUUGAUCAAUACAGUGCGUAAAUAAAUUACAAAAAAUUAAUCAUAAUAGGCCGAGAAAAGUUAAAAAGCUAUUAAAUGGCUACUACGACGUCUGGCACAGCGGACAAUUUAAGCGAAAUACCCGUCUCGAAUCCAAUGCAAAAUCUACCCAUUGAAUUACAAAACGACCAAAAACGUAGAAGCUCUUCACGUUCCAUUAAACGUAAACGUUUUGAUGACGAAAUUGUGGAGUAUAGUAUAAACUUACAAUCUCGAAGCGAUCAAUCUAGAGGUGGCCGAUUACGUACAACUUCACAAACUUAUUUGCCAUCUGUGCAGCCGCCACCACCUCCUCCUCCAGUACCAAUAUUACAGCAAACUACUGUCUCUACACCAGUUUCGACUUUAACAACAACGGCACCACCAGAUUUGUUAACAAAUAGUGAUAAAUCGAUUGUAUCUGUUGCAAGUACUGGAGUCACUGUGCCUCCAGUAACUGCUGCUGCUGUUGCUCCAGUUGCGGGUUCGCUUACACAACAUAAUGUAGUAAGUAUGGAUAGACCCUCGAAUUUUAUGACAAGUGAGAGAAAACGACCAGCACGUUCUCAACAGAAGAGAACUCGUAAAUCUGGUCGCCCUCCUAGUCAAGUGACAACAAAAGAUUUGGGCCGAUGGAAGCCAAUAGAUGAUUUGGCCUUAAUAAUUGGUAUAUUGCAAACAAAUGAUUUGCGUAUGGUUCAUAGAGGGACAAAGUUUUCGUGUAAAUUCACUUUGUCAGAAUUACAAGCGCGCUGGUUUUCUUUACUGUACGAGCCGGCAAUUUCGCGUAUUGCUGUUGCCGCUAUGCGCAAUCUGCAUCCAGAAUUAGUGGAAUCGGUUCAAAGAAAAGCUCUAUUUAGCAUACAAGAAGAGGAAUUGCUAAGCAACAUAAAAUCGACCGAUAAUCCCAAAUUGGAACAAUUUCAAGAGUUGUUGGACAAAAAUGCUUCGGUGUUUUAUAGUGCUCGUACAGCCAAAUCAUUACAAAAUCAUUGGCAAAUGAUGAAACAAUAUCAAUUAUUGUCCGAUCAGGUAGUUAAACCUCUUCAUAUUAGCGAUCAACCAUUAAGUUUCUCCGAUGCUGAAGAUCUAAUUUUGGACGCUGAGUUAAACGAUCAAAGAGAUGAAGCUUUGGAAAUCGAACUGUCAUUGGCUGAUCGGCAAAAUAAAAGGGAGAUACGUUUGUUGGAAAAUGAACUUAGCCGCUGGAAUGUUUUGGUCGAUUCCAUGACUGGGGUUGGCAUAGCACCGGAAUUCGAUGGUCAAACAUUGGCCGUUUUACGAGGUCGUUUAGUAAGAUAUCUUAUGCGUUCAAAGGAAAUUUCAUUUGGUCGUGAUGCCAAGGAUUGUGUGGUUGAUGUCGAUUUGUCUCUCGAAGGACCAGCCACCAAGAUUUCACGAAGACAAGGUACAAUUAAAUUACGCAGCAAUGGCGAUUUCUUUAUAGCCAACGAAGGUAAGCGACCCAUAUUUAUUGAUGGUGUUCCUUUAUUGGCUGGCAACAAAACGAGAUUGGCAAAUAAUUGUGUUGUGGAGAUUUCUGGACUGAGAUUUGUAUUCUUGGUUAAUUAUGAGCUAAUUAACGCUAUACGACAUGAAAGUGCUAAAACUACAUCGCCACUUAAUUGAAGGAUUUAUUUCUUUUUUUGAGUUAUAUAUAAAAUACUUUUUUUAAUAAAAUAUACUAUGGAUUUUAUCUAAAUGUCCUAAGUAUCUAA